UCUUCAAGCCAUCACCUGUCAGCCCACCGCGCGCAUCCUCCUCACACACACAGCGCCCCGGCCGCUACCCAUGGCGCCAGACCCCGAGCCGCUCCUCCCUCGCGCCGGCCACCGCCCCGCCACCGGCGGCUGGAGGUCGGCUCUGUUCAUCAUCUGGGUGGAGGUGGCGGAGCGGUUCGCGUACUACGGCAUCUCCUCCAACCUCAUCAGCUACCUCACCGGCCCGCUCGGCGAGAGCACGGCCGCCGCCGCCGCGGCCGUCAACGCGUGGUCGGGCGCCGCGUCGAUGCUGCCGCUGCUCGGCGCCGCCGUCGCCGACUCGUGGCUCGGGCGGUACCGCACCAUCGUCGCCUCCUCCGUGCUCUACAUCACGGGCCUCGGGAUGCUGGCGCUCUCGUCCAUGUUCUUGUCACCGAGCCAACAAUGCAAGCUCACCGCGGACGGCCGGGAGGCAUGCCCGCGUUCCUCCCUGCAGACGGCCUUCUUCUACGUCUCGCUCUACCUGGUAGCCAUUGCGCAGAGCGGCCACAAGCCCUGCGUGCAGGCCUUCGGCGCCGACCAGUUCGACGCGACGGACCCCGCGGAGUCGCUGGCCCGGGGCUCCUUCUUCAACUGGUGGUACUUCGGGAUCUGCGGCAGCGCGACGGUGACCAUCGCGCUCAUGAGCUACGUCCAGGACAACGUGAGCUGGGGCAUCGGCUUCGGGGUGCCGUGCGUGGUCAUGGUGCUGGCGCUCGCCGUCUUCCUGCUUGGCACCAAGACGUACCGGUUCUACGACGACUCGGCCGACGGCAAGGGCGCCGGCGUGUUCACCCGUGUCGUGGAGGCCUUCAGGGCGUCGAGAAAGAGAUCGCCGGAAGGCGGAGAGCACAGGCAUGGCGACCGCGAGGAGGACGCUGCCAUCGUGGAGGAGGUGAGGGGCUUGGCGAGGCUGUUCCCGAUAUGGGCGACGUGCCUGCUCUACGGCGUGGUGUUCGCUCAGCCGCCGACGCUGUUCACGAAGCAGGCGGCGACGAUGGACCGGAGGGUCGGGUCGUCGGGGUUCCAGAUACCGCCCGCGGCGUUGCAGUGCUUCAUGGGCAUCAGCAUGAUCACCUGCGUCGCGCUCUACGACCGCGUCCUGGUGCCCGUGGCGCGCAGGCUCUCCGGCGCCCCCUUGGGUAUCACCAUGCUCCAGCGGAUCGGCACGGGAAUGGUCCUGGCCGUGGCCGCGCUGGUGGUCGCCGCGCUGGUGGAGAUGAGGCGGCUGAGCACCGCGGUGGACGCCGGCGUGGUGGACCUGCCCGGCGCGGUGGUGCCCAUGAGCCUGUGGUGGAUCAUGCCGCAGUACGUGCUCCUGGGCGCGGCGGACGUGUUCACCAUGGUCGGCAUGCAGGAGUUCUUCUACGACCAGAUGCCCGUGGAGCUCAAGAGCCUCGGGCUCGCGCUCUACCUCAGCGUCCUCGGCGUCGGCAGCUUCAUCAGCAGCUUCCUCAUCUCGGUCAUCGACGGCGCGACGAGGAGGGGCGGAGGGACGAGCUGGAUCGCCGACAACCUCAACCGGGGUCAUCUCGACUACUUCUAUCUGCUCAUCGCUGCGCUCACCGCGCUGGAGCUUCUCGCUUUCCUCUACUUCUCAGCUUCUUACGUUUACAAAAGGAAGACUGUCAGUGUUCAUUGACACAUUGGUCGACGAAUUAUGCGUACUAGUAAGUUCUAUGCUGGCAGUUCCACUAUUCAAUGCUGGCAGUUCCACUAUUCAUGUGCUGAUUCUUCCAGCAGUAACGUUUCA
Messenger RNA from Triticum dicoccoides, 1771 nucleotides. Its product is annotated as protein NRT1/ PTR FAMILY 5.10-like. Lineage: Eukaryota; Viridiplantae; Streptophyta; Magnoliopsida; Poales; Poaceae. The record is from RefSeq and is a predicted model, not a curated record. The transcript has 3 exons. Gene Ontology annotation, cellular component: membrane. Bases 71 to 1660 code for a protein of 529 amino acids. Gene Ontology annotation, biological process: transmembrane transport; oligopeptide transport. Gene Ontology annotation, molecular function: transmembrane transporter activity.